Molecule: messenger RNA, 1935 nt
Organism: Nakaseomyces glabratus
Lineage: Eukaryota; Fungi; Ascomycota; Saccharomycetes; Saccharomycetales; Saccharomycetaceae
Gene: TOD6
Product: Tod6p
Source: RefSeq, a predicted model, not a curated record
AUGAUUUCGGCGCUGAUGAUGGAUGUCGGCGAGAAGCACGGGGAGAGCGAGAGCGAGAGCGAUGGGGUUGCUGCGAUCAGAGACAAGAGUGCUGCUGCGGCGUCGAUAUCGACGCCGCUUAGCAGCAACAACAACUCUGAUGUUGGAUCGCCCGAGCUGGAUAAAGUAGGUUCCGAUGGCGUGCCUGAGCCGAACUCAGUGUCAAACUCGGUGUCAAACUCGGUGUCAAACUCGGUGUCAGAUUCUGUGUCAAACUCGGUGUCAAAUUCUGUGUCAAACUCAUCGAACUCGGCGUCCGCGUCGCAGGAUAAUGCGAAUGCCAAGAACCCGUCGUCGUGGGACCCCGAGGACGAUAUACUGCUGAGACACUUGAAAGAGAUUAAGAACCUGGGCUGGAAGGAGAUCGCGCUGUACUUCGAGAACAGGACGCCCAACGCGUGCCAGUUCCGCUGGAGGCGGCUGAAGUCAGGAAACCUGAAGUCUAACAAGACUGCGACGGUGGACAUCUCGGAGUACAACGUGGUGGUGAAGAGACUCUCCGAGAUCGAGAACGCUCAGCUCAGCAGAAGCGCCUCAGAGCAGCCAUUUAGACCCCCAGUGGAUAAUAACGAUAAGCUGGCCAAUAACAUUCCUGUAAGUUAUCCCGGGUCUGCUAACGGAAACGGAACUCCCUUGGGUUCCGAGAUGGAUACGAAGCUGAACAAAGUAGUAUCGGGCGCCAGCCCUGCUCCUGUUGCUGCUACUGCUAUGUUGACUUCUUCUAGCCACGGGUCGGUGACCCCAAACGGCACUAACGGCACUCAAAAGGGGAAAAGGGCAAGCUUGCACUUCCCCAUUAUUCCUCUCUCGAGAAGAACAUCAGUGGCUACCAUUCCUAGUAACGCCAUAUCGGGUUCCACGCAGUCUAUUACAGGCUCUGUGACGCCCGGUUCCACUCAGAGAAGUCAUACAUCGUUAGCGAAAAAUAAGUUCCCAAAGGCAAGGUCUUACUCUCAUACGUUGGGACCAUCACCACAGUUACAUUCAUUGAAAGGUAUCAAAUUUAAAGAGACGAAGACCAGAGAAUCACAUGGUAGCGCAAUUAAUGAUGAUAUUGAGAACGAAAACUUCGGUUUCAUUCCAAAGAUAAUAGUAAAAUCUAGAAGGAACUCGUUUACACACCCACCUAUGCCUGUAGGGAAUAGCACAAAUAGCUCAGCAAAUACAAAAUACAACCCUGGUCCUUCAGGCUUAUCAAUUUCUCCACCAUCAACUUUUAACGGUGGCUCUGGUGGGCAGUACCUUCAAAAUGCAUCCUUUUCUUCGAACUUAGCCAAUGCUUUGAAUACAACAUUGAUUACUUCGAAGUCCAGGAAAAAUUCAUUUUCAGUAAACUCUAGAAGGUCGUCAUUCAACAUUUCUAGUACUUCAAACUCUAGAAGGCCUUCUAUAAUAUCGGCACCGAACUCUAUAACGAAUAAUUUUGUUAUAAAUCAUAGUAACUCCGCCAGUAAUUUACAUGCAGCCCCAAAGAUGCAACGGAAAAACUCAAACGUGAAAAGAGAAGCCACAAGUUCACAGUCUCUUAACACAAUUAGCUCACCUAAUGGUAAGACUUCUACAGAGAAUGGGACAUAUGAGAACUCAUAUAACACUUUCAAGGUUCAAUACAUGGAUAAUCCAGUUGGUCAUAGUUCUGCCUUUCAAAAGAAAGCUAUGGACUAUGCUUCUCAUUCUUUAGAUGGGAUGGAACCUAAGGACGAAGGUGUUACUAGUUGUAGUAAUAAUAGUGGUAAUAAUUCCAGAUUCAUGCCUUGGUCUUUGGAAGAAGACCAAUUAUUGACAGAAAACAAACUCAGGAAUCUAUCACUCAUGGAAUUAUCUAUUCUACUACCGAAUAGAUCAGAAAAUGAAAUCAAAUGGCGUUUAGAUACAUUCUCGCGUAAUUACCUGUGA